Messenger RNA from Marmota flaviventris (yellow-bellied marmot), 2486 nucleotides. RefSeq names its product FAM3 metabolism regulating signaling molecule B (gene Fam3b). NCBI's taxonomy places the organism in Eukaryota, Metazoa, Chordata, Mammalia, Rodentia, Sciuridae. The record is from RefSeq and is a predicted model, not a curated record.
CUGGGCGUGUCUAGCCUCCAGCACUGACAGCCCUCAGGCCCCUUGGUGCACUGCUUGUCCACACCUGCCCAGCCCAUACCUGCCCACUGAACCUUGAACCUGCCUGGCCAGUACCUGUCGUUUGAUAAUACUGGCCCGCCCCUUUCCUGCCGGCCCCCAGGACAGGUCCUUCCUGCUGCCCAGUCAGUGGCUCCUGCAGGUUGCAGGACCAGGCAGGCGGGAGCAGCUCCCCAGGACCAGGCAGGCGGGAGCAGCACCCAGAAGAUGCGCCCUGUGGCUGCUGGUGCUCUCAAGGCUGCCUUCUUGGUCCUUGCCUCCAUGUGCGCCUGGUACUCCGGGUACCUGCUGGCAGAGCUCAUCCCAGAUGCACAUCUGUCCAGUGCCGCCUAUAACAUUCGCAGCCUUGGUGAGAGGCCUGUCCUCAAAGCCCCUGCCCCCAGAAGGCAGAAAUGUGACCACUGGACCGCGUGCCCCACCAACAGCUAUGCCUACCGGUUGCUCAGCGGCGGGGGUCGCGACAAGUACGCCAAGAUCUGCUUUGAGGAUGAGCUGCUCAUAGGAGAAAAGACGGGGAGUGUGGCAAGAGGGAUCAACAUUGCCAUCGUGGACUAUAUAACUGGGAAGCCGAUAGCCACACAGUAUUUUGAUAUGUAUGAAGGUGAUAACUCUGGACCAAUGAUGAAGUUCAUUCAGAGCGCUCCUUCGAGAUCCCUGCUGUUCAUGGUGACCCACGAUGACGGAAGUACCAGACUGAAGGCGGGCGCCAAGGAUGCCAUCGAAGCACUCGGAAGUAAAGAAAUCAGGAACAUGAAAUUCAGGUCAAGCUGGGUGUUUCUUGCAGCCAAAGGCUUUGAACUCCCUUCAGGAAUUCAGAGAGAAAAGAUCAACCACUCCGAUAAUUCGAGGAACAGGUAUGCUGGCUGGCCGGCAGAGAUACAGAUAGAAGGCUGCAUACCAAAGGACCUGCGGUAGCGUGACAUGUUCCCCGGGAAUGGCUUUGUGCGGUGGAGGCAGCUGGGCUGGCCUGAGAAUCUUAUCUCUUUAAGUCUGACAGUCAAUCCCUGAAGAAUAUUUUGCUAGUUGAUAAAAUCUUGACACACGAUGUUUUCACACUGGUGCUUGUGUCCUGAGGCUAGCGAUGAACAGGAAGCCGAAUGCGUGGGAAUUCACGGGGGACCCCAGAUGUAACAUGGAGAGUGUGGGGAGCACCCUGCACAUCUGGUCUGGAGCAGCAGCCCACUCUCCUAGUGCAGCCCAUGUGGUCCCCCUAGUCCUGCGGAGAGUCUCUAUCCUGCGGUCUCCGAGCAUGCCCUGGCUCCCAAGUCAUCUCCUGGGAGAAUGAGCUAUGGUCAGUAGGGUGCAGCCGACAUCCUUGGUCACUUCAAGUGGCAUUCUUGGGUCUGCCUGUGGGCUGUGGAUUUUUUCAUUUAUUCACUCAUUCACCUGGGUGCUGCCUGCCCCUUGGCACUUGGGAGCCCAAGUCUUUGUAGAGGCCUCAGCAAAUCAAGGAUGGGAUGGUGGCCCAGGCCCAGUUAUGGGCUGAAUGGGUCCCCCUAAAUUCAUUUGUUGAUGUUCUGAUGCCCAGUAAAUACCUCAGAAUGUGACCUUAUUUGGAAAUGGAAUUUUUGUAGCUGUAGUCAAGAUGAGGUCAUCCUGGAGCCGGGUGGCCCCUCUUCCAUAUGACUGCUGCCCUUUCAACAAAGGGCAGACCUGGACACAGAUGGACACAGGGAGGAGGCCUGGGGAGGAUGAAGGCAGAGACCUGGAGAAGCCUCUUCAAGCCGGGAAACACGAAAGGUUUCAGCAACACCAGGAGCUGCGAAGGUGUGGGACGGAAAGCAGCUCACCCCCCGGCUCUGUGUGCUCUUCAACACAGCCAGAGAGCCGCCCUCCCUGGAGUCCCCAGGCCAAGAGCAGUCCUCUGGCUCUGCACCAGCCGUGGCCUCUGAGCAUCCUGGGCCCUGGGCGGACUCUGUGGAGGCAGGGCCGUCACUAGUGCCCAGUCUCCAGGGAUGUCCAGGAAGUCAGCGCCGUGUGAUCGCUGGGAAGCUGCUAAGAUCGCUGCGACUUGUGGAGAAGGUGGACAAUGGAGACAUUGGAGGGCUAAGUGGCCGCCAGGGCAGGGAGGGCUGGACGGGCAGCGCGUGGGGGAUUCAGGGGCUGACACCACGUGCAUUGGACUAUAGGUGGCUCCAGGUCAUCACCCAAAGCCUCAGAGUGGACAGCACCGAGAGUGAACCCUAAUGCUGAGGCAGACGCUGGGUGACAAUGACGUGUCAGCCCAGGCCAUCAACUGUCACAGAGUGCCCUCUGGGGUUGGUGGUGGGCCGCUGUGUGUGAGUAUUCAGGACAAAUUCAGCAAUCUGUACCUCCUGCUCCAUCCUGUGUGAACCUAAAACUGCUCUUAGCAAUAGUGUAUUACAAAAACGCGUCCACACAGGAGGACAGCCAGGUGGGCAGAAGCUGAGCCUCCUGGUCGCUUUGCA